This is a messenger RNA of Silurus meridionalis, 1417 nucleotides long. It is a transcript of the gene arl5c, whose product is annotated as ADP-ribosylation factor-like 5C. The record is from RefSeq and is a predicted model, not a curated record. Gene Ontology annotation, cellular component: cytoplasm; trans-Golgi network. Lineage: Eukaryota; Metazoa; Chordata; Actinopteri; Siluriformes; Siluridae. Gene Ontology annotation, biological process: protein localization to Golgi membrane; vesicle-mediated transport; intracellular protein transport. The transcript has 6 exons. Gene Ontology annotation, molecular function: GTP binding; GTPase activity. The coding region runs from base 304 to 843 and encodes 179 amino acids.
CCGGGAAUGGAAAGAAUCCUCCGUGAAUUGGUAGUAAUCCUCUCAUACCUCGUCACAGACGUCUAGGAAACAUUGGGUUGCGCGCGGACGCGUUUUCUCGAGCUGAGCGGAAGGAAAUUCAUGCGCCUUUCUUCUCGCAACAACAAAGAAUAAAGACGCUUUGAUCUCUGUCCCACUCGCCGAACGAACUCGAAGAAUUCGUUUCAGAAGAAUUACAAGAAGGAUAUUUCCACCAGCUGUUUUUUGGAGAGAGCACCGAUUUUCAUAUCGGAACUGAAUUGUAAUUGACUUUUGGUAACGAUAAUGGGACUUCUGUUAGCCAAAUUAAUGACUGUGUUCGGCGAUAGAGAACACAAGGUGAUCAUUGUGGGUUUGGAUAAUGCUGGAAAGACUACCAUCUUGUACCAAUUUUUGACUAAAGAGGCUGUGCAUACCACUCCCACUAUUGGCAGCAAUGUAGAGGAAAUUUCUGUCAAGAAAACACGCUUCCUUGUUUGGGACAUUGGGGGUCAGGAGGCCCUCCGAGCCAGCUGGAGCACAUAUUACUGCAAUACAGAGAUUGUGAUUGUGGUAGUAGAUAGCACUGAUCGGGAGCGUUUGACUCUUACAAAAGAGGAGCUCCAUACAAUGCUUGCACAUGAGGAUCUGCAGAAUGCUUCAGUGCUGGUCUUAGCAAAUAAGCAAGAUAUGAAAAACAGCAUGACAGCAGCAGAGAUUUCCCAGAAUCUUACCCUCAGUUCUCUCACAGCUCACUCCUGGCAUGUUCAGGCCUGCUGCGCACUUACUGGAGAGGGUUUACCAGCAAGUCUGGAUUGGAUGCGCUCCCGGGUUAUAGCAAACUAGUCCAACAGUGGUUCAUAGAAACUCUGCGGAGCCAGAGUUUGUGUUCUAUGUGGGCCUACAGUCUCAUCAAACUCUCAUAUCUGAUGUUAAGCUCAGCAUCAUGGAGACACAGAAUGCUACAACCUUAGCAAUGAGUGGCUUAAACCCUGGACAUGUGACGUGUAUAUACUGACAAGUAUAUGUUUACAUAUUAUGUCUUCGUUUUAGAAGUCAUAUAGUGAACAAUGCAAACAGAUUGUGUUGUCCAAUGUCGAAGGAUUUGCACUGAUUUUCUGAGUUCCAGUUUAACUGUGUAUUUUGGCCUAUGGCACCACAGGCUAUACUUUAUUUGUACUACUACUUGAGAGCAAGGAUCACCAGCCAAGCAUGACCCAUUAGUAUUUGGUGUUUAAUUCAUAUUGAUUUUGGUGCUCAAUUUCUAAACCAGAAGCAUUAUUUCACAUAUUUAAAAGGAUGUUGUUUGUGUUUGAUGGGCCUAGUUCAAUUGAAAUGAACGUAUUGAAAUUUUGAAAUAUAAAAAAAUUAUUAUGAUUUUGGUUCAUUUUAUUCGUGAAAAUAAAGAUUGCAAAAAAUA